Messenger RNA from Actinia tenebrosa (Australian red waratah sea anemone), 1904 nucleotides. RefSeq lists its product as uncharacterized. Gene Ontology annotation, cellular component: nucleolus; preribosome, small subunit precursor. Lineage: Eukaryota; Metazoa; Cnidaria; Anthozoa; Actiniaria; Actiniidae. The record is from RefSeq and is a predicted model, not a curated record. Gene Ontology annotation, biological process: maturation of SSU-rRNA from tricistronic rRNA transcript (SSU-rRNA, 5.8S rRNA, LSU-rRNA).
GCAAUCAAAGUUACUAAGAGGUCAGAAAAAUCGGUCAGGAAAGUAAAAAAAAAUCGCAAGUUAUGGCGCCAACACAGCAUUUUAGACAAAAAAGUCGAGCUACUCCAGAAGCAGAAAGCCAAAGAAAAGCAAACAAGCGUAAGAAAUCUCUAAAAGAAAAAAUACGAGGCGUUCAAAGACUCCUUCGCCAGAAAAACCUACCAGCCACAGUGCGUGUUGCACAGGAACGAAUGCUCACCAUGUUACAGGAAAACUUCAAAGAAAGUGCGAAGAAACAACAAGAAAUGAAAAUGGCAAAAAAGUACAAAAUGGUGAAGUUCUUUGAGAAAAGGAAACUAUCAAGAAUGUACAAGUCAUGUCUGAAUGAGCUUACAGUAUGCACAGAUGAACAAAGGGAGGAAUUAAAUAGUAACUUACAACUUCUCAAGCACCAGUGGAACUAUAUUACACACUUUCCAAAGGAUGAGAAAUACAUAUCACUAUUUCCACCAACCCCAUGCAACAAUGCAGAGACUCGACAACACAAAGAUGAUAUUUUUAAAAUGAUCAAAGAGAAGGUUGAUAAUGGAGAACUAACAGAUACGAGUGACAUGAUUCUUCAGUCUCCAAAGGAAAAGAAAAGCAAGCAAAGCAAAUUAUCAGUUAUAAAACAAGCAAUUAAAUCAUCAAGCCAACAAGACAAUACAGAGCAAGGUGAAGAUGCCUUCAAAACAUCUUUGGUUGAUGAUUUCUUUAUUGAUACAAAUCCCAGUGAAGAAGUCAAUGAGGAAUGCAGUAAUAUAUGUGGCACAGCUGCAGUAACAAACAAAUCAAAAUAUUCAGCUAUGGGUCUUUCAGAUGACAAGUCUGCAUCACACCACAAGGUCAAAAGACUGAAGAGUGAAAAAGAUAUUGCAGCCAAUAAAAAGAAAAAGAAAAUUAAGAAAAAGGGCACUGAUGAAAGUGAAUGAAUAAAAUGAACAAAGACUUUAAAGUCAAAUUGAAUUUAUAAAUAAGUAAGAUAUAUUAAUUUUGCACUUUCACUAGGCCUUGGCAUUUAAAAGAUAUGUAAGUGUUCACUUGCUGCAGCAGUGCUUAAGUUGCAUGUACAUAAUUAUGAUAACUUUAUAAAAGGUUUUGUAUAAAAAAUUAUUGAAAAGAUGUCAUAUUACAUCCUUUAUUAAGUGAUUCUCACUUCCAUUAUUUCAAGAGUAAAUGAACAAGUGCAGGACUAGCUGUCAAAGUAAGGACCAAUAGGACUAUUAUGGCAUCAUUAACUACAACUACCAGAAUCCUUUGCACACUCUCUAACAGCUGAGCAGUGAUAGAUUGACUGGUCAAUAGGACGCUUGCAUUUACUUCCAGAAUCCCUUGAACACUUUCUUUUGUUCAGUUAAUUAACAUCAAUUGUCUGUCUUACUAUUUUCAUGAGGGAAUACAAAUUUGAAUAUUAGAAGGGAAAGUUUGCCAAGCAUUUUGGUAGUGGUAGUAAAUUGAUUGGCCAUUAGCAGUCAGCCAUGAAUGCAGCUUAGAUAUGUGAUAUGGUUCUUGAAAAAGUAGGCAACAAAGUAACUUUUCCUAGGGAACUUGUCAAAAAGCAAAGGGGAGAGUAAACUAGAAAAUGCUGGAGCUGGGUCACUUUGUUUGAGCCCCAAAUAAGGGGUGGGUGAUGAGAUGAAAGGUCUUCAUUAAAGUUGGCUUGUCAUUUUUUUGAAAAAUUAUAUAGUGCACUUAAAACAAUGGAUGGGUCAAGCGUUUUUUUGCUUUUUCAUGGACGCCCCCCUACUUUCUGACCAGUCCCUAACCAUUUAAGUAGAUGUUAAUAUAUAACUGGAAAACUAGAAAAAAAUCCUUAUGAGUUUUAUAUUUCUCUAUUUAUUAGUAUGUUGAAAUAAAAGGGAGAUUUAUUCUCAUCAUACACCUGU